GGUGGCCAUGCAGUGUCUGGGAUUUCAGUGGUGGAGAUGUUGUGUUCGGGGAGGGUCGACUUUGAGCUGACAUUGAGAGUGACGGUGUGUGCUUCAUGUAACAUCUCUGGACGCUCACGGUAGAGGAGCUGCUCCUGUCUCUGGCUCUUUCCCCUGUCCUUCAGCACCACACAACUGGACAGCACCAGACCACCAGACCCUCACUCACCUUUCCCCUCAGGAUAGCUGUUUGUCUCACUUGACUUUAUGGAAACAUUUUGCACUGGUUUGAACAAGUAAAAUUCCAAGAGUUGGAAUUUGUGAGGAACCCACGGAUACGCACCGCCGCAACCAAACUGGCAGGAAAACUGUUCCGGUGUCAGUGUCAAGCUUCAUUGGCGUUUUUUGACUCUAAUCGUUGGUUAAUCGAACCGCGAAGCUGCUGUCUACGUGGACCGGUGCUGAACUCUUCCGUCCGACCGCCAGGACCAAACCCAGAGACAUGGCCACGAACGGCACCAAAGCCUCCGAUGGACACGUGCUAACAGAGGUCAACGAAGCGUCCACCGCCAAUGAUAAACCAAAAACUCUGGUGGUCAAAGUUCAAAAGAAAAAUGACAUUCCUGACAGAGAAACGUGGCAGGGGAAAUUUGACUUUCUUCUGUCAUGUGUUGGCUAUGCCAUUGGACUUGGCAAUGUCUGGAGAUUUCCUUAUCUAUGCGGAAAAAACGGAGGAGGGGCGUUCUUGAUUCCCUACUUUUUGACCCUCAUAUUUGCUGGGGUCCCGUUGUUUCUUCUGGAAACGUCUCUCGGUCAGUACACGUCCAUCGGGGGUCUUGGAGUGUGGAAACUGGCCCCUAUGUUUAAAGGUGUUGGCCUGGCAGCAGCAGUCCUGUCUUUCUGGCUCAACAUUUACUACAUAGUCAUAAUUGCAUGGGCAAUUUACUAUCUGUAUAACUCAUUCACCACAGAGCUCCCCUGGAAAACUUGUGAUAACCCUUGGAAUACAGAAAAAUGUUUCUCAAACUACAGCCAGGGGAACACCAUCAACAUGACGAGCGCCGUCGUGGAGUUCUGGGAACGGAAUAUGCAUCAGAUGACUGAUGGUUUGGAGAAGCCGGGAGAGAUCAGACUGCCACUAGCAAUAACACUGGCCAUCGCCUGGGUCCUGGUCUAUUUUUGUAUCUGGAAGGGCGUAGGCUGGACUGGAAAGGUGGUAUAUUUCUCAGCGACGUACCCGUAUUUCAUGCUGUUUAUCCUGUUCAUCCGUGGAGUGACGCUGCCUGGAGCGAAAGAGGGCAUUUUGUUCUACAUCACGCCCGAGUUCAGCAAGCUGAAAGAAUCCGAGGUGUGGUUGGACGCUGCCACUCAGAUCUUCUUCUCGUACGGCCUGGGUUUGGGCUCUCUCAUCGCCCUCGGGAGCUACAACCCGUUCAACAACAAUGUUUACAAAGAUUCUAUCAUCGUCUGCUGCAUCAAUUCCUUCACCAGUAUGUUCGCUGGAUUCGUGAUUUUCUCCAUCGUAGGUUUCAUGGCUCACAUCACACAGCGGCCCAUAGCAGACGUGGCUGCGUCAGGGCCGGGUCUGGCGUUCCUGGCCUAUCCGGAGGCCGUCACACAGUUACCCAUCUCACCACUCUGGGCUAUUCUAUUCUUCUCCAUGUUGCUCAUGCUUGGCAUUGACAGUCAGUUCUGUACGGUGGAGGGCUUCAUCACGGCUCUUGUGGACGAGUUUCCCCGUGUGUUACGAGGAAGACGAGAGAUCUUCAUCGCUGCCGUCUGCCUGGUGUCGUAUCUGAUCGGCCUGUCAAACAUCACACAGGGUGGUCUCUACGUGUUCAAACUGUUCGACUACUAUUCUGCCAGUGGAAUGUGUUUGCUGUUCCUGGUAUUCUUUGAAUGCGUCUCCAUAUCCUGGUUCUAUGGUGUCAAUAAAUUCUACGGCAAUAUUGAGGAGAUGAUUGGCUACCAGCCCUGCAUUUGGUGGAAGCUGUGCUGGGUCUUUUUCACUCCUUUGAUUGUGGGGGGUGUGUUCAUCUUCAGCGCGGUUCAGAUGGUCCCGCUCAAACUCAACAAUUACGUGUUCCCGAAGUGGGGGCAAGGCGUGGGCUGGUGCAUGGCCCUGUCAUCCAUGGUUCUUAUCCCGGGAUACAUGGGCUACAUGUUCCUCACCCUGAAGGGCACAUAUAAAGAGCGACUUCGGAUAAUGAUCCAGCCCACAGCAUUGGUUCGGACUCAAGAGAACGGACCCGAACAACAACCGGAAAACCCCAUCCCAGCCAACGACGAGGCCUACAUCUAACCACCAUCCUCCCGCUUCACCCGAAUUAUCAAAGGUCAGCGUUCAGAGAGAGAAUUAAAGAGUCGAUCACAACCAAGGACUUCCAUGUCUAAAGUAUAUUCACCUACCUCCGAGGGAACACCAACCUGAUUACAGUUAAAUUUUUUUGGUACAUAUAUAUAUAUAUAUACGUAUGGUCUAAAAAAUCUAUCCGGCAAUGUUCUAUGGUUAAUCUGUAUUUCAUAUGCAAGAUAUUAGUCUUUCUAGAAAACAAAACAAAGGGUCACAGUGUAAGCAUAGGAUAUAAAUGAUAAUUCAAGAUUUGGCAUCCCAAUGUAAUUCCAACAGCACAGUGUUAAUUUGAUAUUACAUGUAAUUAAUGUAUUAAAAUGCAGUUGUAGGUUAGAAUCGAAUUGUAUCUGAUUGUAUCUGAAAAAAAAAAUAUAUAUAUAUAUAUAUACUAUAUCUAUAUAGCUAUAUAAAAGAAGAGAGUAAGAAUAUGGGAGUGUGCAACGGGCCGAGACUGAACCUUGGACGUCAAGGUUAAAUAGCCAGGAUACACUUUUCAAGACUUUACAGUUUCAAACACAGCCCUUUUCUCCCGUUUACCCCUCGGGCGAAACCCUGACAAGCACAAGACCAGUAUGGAUUUGGGUUUACAAACGCCCCGGGCCGUCAUGCAUUACCAGCCGCGGGGGCAAAUUGACGUCAAAAAAGACUGUUACUAUUUUUUUUUUCUUUUUUUUCUAAGACAAAAAAUAACUUUGUAUGUGUUUUUUAGAAUCAUUUUAGUACAUGUUUUCUAUGUGAGAGUAAGAAGGACCAAAUUCAUGUUUAUGCUACUGACAGAUCUGAAAAACUGUUUUGCGUCGCGCCGUAUCACUGCACAGGGUCCGAAAAAAAAACGUUUUUGGGGCAGACGUACCCCGCCAAACCACUGUUAAUCCUGCUCACCACAUUUGCGUGCCACUCCUCAGGAAAAAAAUGGCGAAAGUGACCAAAAUUUGCUCUCCUGGAUCGAAAACGAUUAUAGCUGUGAGCAGCCUUCAGCAAAUAAUCAGUCCUGAGCAGAAGCUAUAGUCUGUUGCCAUGGUUUCUAGGGUCAUUUUUUUCAGACAUCGUUGAAAACCAGCACUAUGUGUCAAAAACAGACAAAGCCGUCGUUCGAAUGAGGAAAAUGUAAAGGAAAAUUAUGUUCUUUUUAAAUCUACAGACUAGUUAGGCAAUAAAACAUUUACAUGAAGUAAUAUAAAGGCAUAUACGUGUGUGUUUGUGUGUGUGUGUGGGUGUGUGUGAGACAGACAGAGAGAAGUGGGUGUUUUAUUUCCACUGUUUUAUUUUGAAAUGCCACUGGUGAAAAGCACAAAGCUUUAAGUUCACAAGCCACAAAGGUAUCUGAAAACAAACACUGUAAGUUUGCUUCUAAGGCAGCUACAUGUGACAGAGAUCUGGAUUAAUUAUUCGAUUUAUUCUCUGCAAGACGUCUGAUGAAAAUGUGCAAUCAAUAAGAGAUUUUUUUUUUUUUUUUUUUUGUGAAAUUGUAUACAUUUACCAUUCAUCAGAUUUCUCUCUGAAACAAUGUUGUAAAACUGUACCGUGUAAAAGUACCUGUGGAUGUCCGUUUUGAGGUUUUUGUCUUGUUGAAGAACCUUAUAUUAUUUGCUGUUUACUGCAAUAAUGCAUCGAUCUCAGAAACUAAAGCACAUAUCUUUAUGAAAUGUAAAAAAGAAUAGUAAUAACAAAUGAAUAACAAUGAUGGAAGAUUAUAAGAGAAUAGAUAAUAUGUCUAGUCGAACAAAAUAUUGUUUUGUAUAUUUCUAACUGUUUGGGCCUAAUGUAAAAUAUUCUAUGUAAAGAAAAAAAAAUAUAUAUAUAUAUAUAAUAAAUGUCUUUAGAUGGUGUUAUAUAAAAGCAUGAUUGCCAUAUGUUAUCUGAUUUAAAAAAAACAAAUAAAGUAUUAUAGAUUAUAGAGAA
Molecule: messenger RNA, 4234 nt
Organism: Pimephales promelas (fathead minnow)
Lineage: Eukaryota; Metazoa; Chordata; Actinopteri; Cypriniformes; Leuciscidae
Gene: slc6a1b
Product: solute carrier family 6 member 1b
Biological process (GO): nitrogen compound transport; sodium ion transmembrane transport; neurotransmitter transport
Cellular component (GO): axon; cell surface; plasma membrane
Molecular function (GO): gamma-aminobutyric acid:sodium:chloride symporter activity
Source: RefSeq, a predicted model, not a curated record